AUGGUCAAACAGGAUGUGGUACCAUGGUACAAGCCGCUACCUUUCUACCCUACCCUGGAAAAGGAACUGCAGAAUCUGGGCGGACUCGAGGGGGUGAUGACUUUAGCGCCACAAAAAGUACAAGACGUUCUCACUCCCGACCUGGUACACGAGGAACGCGUAAUCGGUGGCCCAGACAACAAUGACCUUACCGUAUCGAUUUUCCGCCGCGCCGGAAGUCAGGGAAGCUCUGAGAGGAAACUGGGCAUAUACGACAUUCAUGGUGGGGGGAUGAUUACGGGGACUAGGUUCACAACUGCGGCCUGGGCGCUACAUGUCGUGCGGAAGUUUGACGCUGUCUGUGUCACCAUCGAAUACCGACUUGCUCCAGCACACCCUGAUCCAGCUCCCGUAAAAGACUGCUAUGCAGGCCUGGUGUGGUUGUCGGAACAUGCUGCUGAGCUUCAAAUUGACCCCUGCCGGAUCCUUAUUAGUGGAUGUUCGGCAGGAGGAGGGCUCGCCGCCGGUGUUGCACUUCUUGCGCGAGACAGGGAUGGUCCAAGCCUUAUUGGACAGAUGCUCAUGUGCCCCAUGCUUGAUGAUCGCAGUAACAGUGUUUCAGCUUAUCAGAUGGAUGGGCUAGGAGUUUGGGACCGUAAAACGAAUCUUCAAGGAUGGACAGCGCUAUUAGGAGAUCGCAGAGGGACGAAGAAUGUCAGCAUUUAUGCCUCACCAGCGAGAAGCAGGGACUUGUCUCGGUUGCCGCCCGUAUAUAUUGACGUUGGGUCCUGUGAGACGUUCCGCGAUGAAGAUGUGCAGUAUGCUUCUGGGUUGUGGAAAGACGGCGUUCAGUGCGAGCUGCAUGUGUGGCCUGGUGGAUUUCAUGGAUCUGAUAUGCUUUUCCCUACUGUUGAUCUAUCAGUAGAGGCUAUCGAUGCCAAGAUGAGGUGGCUUCAAAGAUUGUUGACACAGUUGGAAUAA
Molecule: messenger RNA, 960 nt
Organism: Neoarthrinium moseri
Lineage: Eukaryota; Fungi; Ascomycota; Sordariomycetes; Amphisphaeriales; Apiosporaceae
Exons: 1
Coding region: 1-960 (319 amino acids)
Molecular function (GO): hydrolase activity
Source: RefSeq, a predicted model, not a curated record